AUGUUUAGAUUCCACAAGCCUCUCGACAUCAUCACGCUCUUUCACAAGGCGAGCUCGCCAGCCUCGGUCAGAUUGGCGACAGCCCUGCGACAGGCGUCAGCUGCUGCUUCUGAGACGUCGACCGAGGACCAGGCCAGCGAUCACUCGGCGCAGAGCCAAGCUGCCCGGCGCGAGGAGUUCAAGCUCGAAAUCACGGAGAGCCCGCCGACGCCAGAUCAGCUCCAGACCAUUCUCGAGUAUGUGGGCCAGAAUCGCAUCUCAAGCAUUGUCAAGGGCGCGACGACCCAAAAGGAGGCGCUGAGGAAGUUCCAAGAGAGCGUUGAAAACUUCCAGAGGCCGGUGGUUGUCGACUGGAACAAUGGCAAGGCGCAGGCCGGUGAAAACGAGUCCGAGAUCCUCAAGAUGAUCAAUGCGCUGCCAAAGUAG
This is a messenger RNA of Chaetomium strumarium, 426 nucleotides long. Its product is annotated as thioredoxin-like protein. Lineage: Eukaryota; Fungi; Ascomycota; Sordariomycetes; Sordariales; Chaetomiaceae. The record is from RefSeq and is a predicted model, not a curated record. The transcript has 3 exons. Gene Ontology annotation, molecular function: oxidoreductase activity. Gene Ontology annotation, cellular component: mitochondrion. The coding region runs from base 1 to 426 and encodes 141 amino acids.